UUUGCUGUAUAUCUGUAUCUUCGGUGCUAUAUCUGGGAACGGAAAUCUUCCUGAGAGAAGGGUUGCUUAUAUUAGGAAAUUUAGGGCUUUGCGUGCCAUUGCGAGGAGAUUUGGCAUAGAAGUUUGGAUUUUCUUUGUGCAGAUCUUUAGUUGCUGUGCUUCUGAUUAAACGCACGAUCCUUUUAUCCGAAUUCAAGUUUUGGGAAGAAGAUUGAGAAGGAAUGGCGAUGAUGGUAGAUCCUCCAAAUGGCAUUCGAUCUGAGGGAAAGCAUUACUACUCCAUGUGGCGAACCUUGUUUGAGAUUGACACAAAGUAUGUCCCUAUCAAGCCUAUAGGCAGAGGAGCUUAUGGAAUUGUUUGCUCAUCUAUUAACAGGGAGACAAAUGAGAAAGUUGCAAUUAAGAAAAUCAAUAAUGUCUUUGAUAAUCGCAUUGAUGCCUUGAGAACUUUGCGAGAGUUGAAGCUCCUUAGACAUUUACGCCAUGAGAAUGUUAUUGCCUUGAAGGACAUCAUGAUGCCUGCACAGAACAAGAAUUUUAGGGAUGUCUAUCUUGUUUAUGAACUGAUGGAUACUGAUCUGCAUCAGAUUAUUAAGUCGCCUCAGCCACUUUCAAAUGAUCAUCUUCAGUAUUUUCUCUUCCAGCUACUUAGAGGAUUGAAGUACUUGCACUCAGCAAAUAUACUUCACAGAGACUUAAAGCCUGGGAAUUUACUUGUCAAUUCCAACUGUGACCUCAAGAUCUGUGACUUCGGCCUAGCUCGCGCCAGCUCUGGAAAAAGCCAAUUCAUGACAGAAUAUGUUGUGACUCGCUGGUAUCGAGCCCCAGAACUUCUCCUUUGCUGCGAGAAAUAUGGAACAUCUAUUGACGUUUGGUCCGUUGGCUGCAUCUUUGCUGAACUUCUAGGCCGCAAGCCUAUCUUCCCUGGAACUGAAUGCCUGAAUCAGCUCAAACUCAUCAUUAAUGUCCUUGGCACCAUGAAUGCUAAUGAUAUUGGCUUCAUAGACAACCCAAAAGCUCGAAGAUUCAUAAAGUCUCUCUCAUAUACUCCAGGAAUUCCUCUAAGUUCUCUUUACCCAAAUGCAAAUCCUUUGGCCCUUGAUCUUUUGGGAAAAAUGCUUGUUUUUGAUCCAUCAAAGAGAAUAAGUGUCGCUGAAGCACUGGAGCAUCCAUACAUGUCUGGUCUGCUAGAUCCAAAUGCUGAUCCUGCUCCUCAGGUUCCUAAUGAUCUUGACAUAGAUGAAGAUAUUGAAGAAGAUGUAAUCAGAGAGUUGAUGUGGGAGGAGAUGCUUCAUUACCAUCCUCAAGGUUCCUGUUUGUUGAACUGUUAGUUGUUUCCACUUGGUUUCAGGAGUUUAGCUCAGGAGUGUUUGUAUUGCAAUAAGUUGCUUUUUGUUUGUUUUAGCUGAUCUUAUCGGAUUACUUUGGUUGUCUUGCGUUUUGUGUAUAUAUAUACGUAUUAAUGUGUUUAAUGUCUGUAGGGUGUGUUUGACCAUCCUUCCAAAUUUUGUUGGCUUUAUGUAAUGACGUUAUAAAGCAAUUGUGGUUUCAGCACUUUUUGUUUGA
This is a messenger RNA of Dendrobium catenatum, 1566 nucleotides long. RefSeq names its product mitogen-activated protein kinase 3. Gene Ontology annotation, molecular function: ATP binding; MAP kinase activity. Gene Ontology annotation, biological process: intracellular signal transduction; protein phosphorylation. Bases 222 to 1331 code for a protein of 369 amino acids. The transcript has 3 exons. Gene Ontology annotation, cellular component: nucleus; cytoplasm. Lineage: Eukaryota; Viridiplantae; Streptophyta; Magnoliopsida; Asparagales; Orchidaceae. The record is from RefSeq and is a predicted model, not a curated record.